Messenger RNA from Magallana angulata, 4143 nucleotides. RefSeq names its product von Willebrand factor A domain-containing protein 7-like. The record is from RefSeq and is a predicted model, not a curated record. The coding region runs from base 25 to 3156 and encodes 1043 amino acids. The transcript has 21 exons. NCBI's taxonomy places the organism in Eukaryota, Metazoa, Mollusca, Bivalvia, Ostreida, Ostreidae.
AAUCAGUAGGUGAGUUUAGUCGUCAUGAAGCACCUGAAAUUUUUAAUUGGGUACUUGAUGUUUUUAGUUUCACUUGUUGAUCGCUCCUCAGUGUCUGCUUUCCCUCCACAAACUAUUUAUCAGGAAUCUUCAACAAAGUCCCAUGCCGACAUCAACUUUUAUGCAAUUUUUCUUUCAACGCAUCAAUUUCUGUUGAGGAAUAAUUUUGUCAAUGGGACUGGCAAACUUGUGAGCGAGGUAUUAGGUGAUUUUUUUGGAAGAGACCGAGACUCUCUUACCAUCUUUCAUCAAAACAUACACAAAAUAACGGAUUACCAGAAUAUAAUUCAGAGGGAGUUGGUCAGUGUCGCUCAUUACCAUGUCAACGGUGAACAAAUACUUACAGCUCACAAUUAUAUACGAUCUUUACGGAGGAGUUUGAUUGACUUGGCACAGUCCAGGCCAGAUAUCGAUAUUCUUAGAGAAAGGGUAGGACAGUGCCUGUACACCCUUCAGCAAUUCUACAGCAACACUAACUGGGUAGAACUACACGGAGACACUAUCAUUAAAGAGUUCGGUAUCUCUGCAGCUCUUUCGGUUUCUAUCAGUAAUAUUUCCGAUGAACCAUGCUCUGAUUGUCCGACAGACUUGGCAAGUUUACAAAGUGGUCUUUGUAAGAACAACACUAGAACCACUUAUUUAACCAGUGGAUACAAGUCUGAACAAGAUGUAUCCAAGCCUCCCAGCAAUAAUCAGGGCAUAGGCAAAUGUAGCCACGGCUCCCAAGACGACACCAGCAGAUUAAAAUCAGCAACUGGCGGAAUAUAUAAAGGAAGGUCAUCCUCAGCGCAUGCUCCUCAUUUUCAUCUCCAUUAUGAGGCUUUCGAAGCUGCUAAACUGGCUACAGUCUACUUUCUUUCUGAUGAAAACGAUGGUCUCUUCAGUCACCUUGGAAUUUAUCUAACAAAAGAGGUAUUUCAGAUAAAAUCUAAAAAGGAAAACAAGGAAGUAAAGGACUAUUCGAUUACGUUUGUGAUAGAUGUAACGGGAUCGAUGAGUGACAACAUAGCCGGUGUAAUACAAGGGGCGGCAUCAUUUGUAGACCAAAUUAGACAAUCGGAGCGCAUACCUGAAAAAUAUAUCCUCGUAACAUUCAGUGACCCAGUCGAUCUUGAAAAAAUACGAGUAACAAACGACGCAGAUGAGAUGAUAAGUUGGAUAAACGGCCUGACAGUAUCCGGUGGUGGUGACUGCCCUGAGUACAGCCUCUCCGGAUUAAUUGCAGGUGCAACAUUCUCGAAUCACAACUCAACCAUAUACAUUUAUACGGACGCACCUGCUAAAGAUGAAUCAAGAGAGACGGAAGUCAUCGAGAUUCUACAGAGAAAAAGUAUUACGCCGAAAUUCCGUCUGAGGCCUGAAUGCGGAACACGUCGUAAACGUGACACAGAUAGAUACAAACGUCAGUCAAGCGUCUACGAUAGCAUAGCUCAAGCCACGGGUGGGGACGUGGAAAGAUUUUCAACAUCUGCUGAACUUGCAGAUAAGGUCCAAGAAGACUUAAUGAGUGAAUUAUUAUUCAUCCAAAGCAAUUCAUCUCAAGCAAUAAGUCAGAAUAACCUUCCAUCGUCCAUCUCUAUCAUCAAAUGGAGAUAUACACACACAGAUCAACUUACAUAUAUUGAGGUGGACAAUUCGGUAGAUUCUUUGCGAAUUGAAAUUAAUGGCACAUCGAACUCCAGUGAAAUUCAUUUAAGAAAUCCAAACGGUUUGCUGGUUGACUCAGGGUCGCGGGAUGUAACCUUACAAUAUUCGGACAACCUAACCAUAUUUUUAAUUGAGUCUCCUUCAAAGGGCCUAUGGACUCUGGAAAAUAUUGUAAGCAAUCCAUUGACAAUUAACAUAACAGCCAAUAGUUCCUUUGAUAUUUCCUCAUCUUUACGAGAGAUUUCAUCUGAAGGCUUCUUUUACCCUCUAAAUGGCAAUCCAGUAUCCGGCAAGGAAUACGUCAUUGUUGUUCUUCUUGAGAAUCUACCAGCGAAUUUUUCAAUAUCUUCUAUUGUGCUCGUGGAUGAGAAAGGAAAUGCCGUUACUACAACUGUAGCAAAUCUUCUAAGUGUUACCCCGAACUUGCAGUAUUUUGCAAAAACCAAAAUAUUUAAACAGAUAGCUGGAGUUCAAAUACACGGACAAGACUCAACAAGUCAACAAUUUAUUCGUACUUGUAAACAUACAAUUAAUCCAGUUGAUGUUACACUUAAAAUGAAGCCUUUUAUUGGUGAUCUGUCACUUUCAAACUUUGAACAACUUGAAUACAACAUUACAAACCACGGAGGAAAUAAUAGAUCUUUGACUCUGGAUGUUUCCGACGACAAAGGUUAUAUCGUUGAUAAUCGAUCUAUACACUUCCAUAUUUCACCAGGAGAGUCCGAAAAUAAACAAGUGUUCAUCCUGGGAACUCAGCCAUCAACAAUCGUAACUGUAACAGCAUCACUCAAAGACGAGGAGUCACAUAUUGUACUCCAAAAGUUAUCCAAAAAGCUUACAGUGUCAUCCGCUAUUCGACCUACUUGCAACCUGACAUCAUUGGGCGAUAUUUGUCAAAAUCAGAGGGGUAAUGGCAGCAACUGUUAUGACGUUCUCUGGCAAGGAAGUGCUCAAGUAAAUUUCUCUGGAAUAAGAAUUGCGAGUUUAGAUGUGUCAAGUUCUUCUGUGAAUUUGACACAUGGUCCACUUUGGAGUUUAUACGGUCCUCUGGAAGUUACACUUAAAGGGGACUGUUGUACUCGGUCGAUAGUACUCACUGCAACUGAUAAUGAUGGUUUCAUUGCUCAGUGUAGGUUACAACUUUUCCGUGAUGAUUCAUCUAAUAACGUCAUCACCGAUUCGUCUGAGCCUAUUGACAAAAAGGAGACUGUGUUAAACUUGACGAUUCUUGGAGCAGCUAUUGGAGGAGCUUUAGCAGGAAUUGUUAUUUUCACAACGGGUGUGCUCCUAAAAAUUCGCCACUCAUCUUUGAAGUCUUCAAAGGUCAAAGACGACACAGAUAUGCAAACUGGCAUCUCAAUGGUUGAACAGUCGGAUAAAAAUAAAACAGCACAUUUUCGGACGUUUAUGUUGCGAGAAUCCAUUGUUUCCAGUACACCUACAGAGAGCUUUUUUGGUCGCGUUCACUAACAAUUCAUUAUCAUUUACUUUGAUUCUGAAAUCGGGGUCAAGAAAACAUCGAAUUUCUUUUUAGUAACGCGUGCGACUCUGAAGGAAUUUCCUUCUAAAAGUCAUUUAUAGUUAAUUAUAAAAUGCAUUUAUUGUGUAUUCACACAACACAAAUAAACAUCAAAGACAUUAAAUGCUUUUGGUACAUAGAUACAAAUUUAUAAAACUAUUUUGAGAGAUUAAAUAAAAUGUUUGAGUUUAGCUUUGUUUAAUUAUAAAUGUCCUUGUGAACAUAGUGUUUGGUAAUGUGUUCAUUUGCGUCAUAUUUCAGAAGCUGUUAUCUAACAUUGAGUACAGAUAAGAUUCAUAGUUCAACAAGUUCGUCGGUAGCACCGGAAAAACAAAAGACAUCACCAGCAUCACCACGACAAGCGAAGAAAAAAACACCUGUACCACCGCCCCCUGUGAAGGAAUGCGCAACGCCGUCAAAUCAUCCAAAAAAUAUCAUAUGAGAAAUUAUUCUUGAAACAAUUUAAUUUGACGCAAAAAUACUGCUAUUUUAGUGAUUGUGAUCAUACAGUUAACUUUUCAAAGAGAAAUAACUCUAUAGCAUCACCUAUUUUCCCAUGUUGAGUUGUAACCCCUGUAUUGUAUGUGACGCCACUAACGGUUUAAAUAAAUGUCUUAAAUGACGAAAGAGUUUUCUAUCUGAUUAAAUAUAGCCUGUGAGGACGUUACAUAUAUUUUCACAUAAAAUCUUGUAUUGGCAUAUAAUUGUUUUAGAUACGAGGUUUUGGGGGGAAGGGGUCGUUCGGUUUUUCAUGGGGGUUGUUUUCAUUUCGAAUUCAUCAUUUCGAAUCAAAGUUAGUAGUUUUUUCCCCGUUACUAACUUAUAAUAUUUUCAACAACAAUAUCGAAGAACCAAAAUCUCCUUUCAAGUUUUGUUCUGUAUCUAACAUUAUUAAUGCACCAAAAAAUCUCUACCGUCUUCGGCCUUGCUACGAGUGU